AUGGACACCACCCCCCAAAGGGCUCUGCUGCUGCCGGCUACUCUCCUCUCCACACACUCCCCUCCAGGAGCCCAACACUCUCUGAGCGCGCUGGCACGGAGCUGCCCGCCGCCGCCGCCAUGGCGCAGGAGAACGCCGCCUUCUCGCCGGGGCCGGAGGAGCCGCCGCGCCGCCGCGGCCGCCAGCGCUACGUGGAAAAGGACGGCAGGUGCAACGUGCAGCAGGGCAACGUGCGCGAGACGUACCGCUACCUGACAGACCUGUUCACCACGCUCGUGGACCUGCAGUGGCGCCUCAGCCUGCUCUUCUUCGUGCUGGCCUACGCGCUCACCUGGCUCUUCUUCGGCGCCAUCUGGUGGCUGAUCGCCUACGGCCGCGGGGACCUGGAGCACCUGGAGGACACGGCGUGGACGCCGUGCGUCAACAACCUCAACGGCUUCGUGGCCGCCUUCCUCUUCUCCAUCGAGACGGAGACCACCAUCGGCUACGGGCACCGCGUGAUCACCGACCAGUGCCCCGAGGGCAUCGUGCUGCUGCUGCUGCAGGCCAUCCUGGGCUCCAUGGUGAAUGCCUUCAUGGUGGGCUGCAUGUUCGUCAAGAUCUCACAGCCCAACAAGCGCGCCGCCACGCUCGUCUUCUCCUCGCACGCCGUGGUGUCGCUGCGCGACGGGCGCCUCUGCCUCAUGUUCCGCGUGGGCGACCUGCGCUCCUCACACAUCGUCGAGGCCUCCAUCCGCGCCAAGCUCAUCCGCUCGCGCCAGACGCUGGAGGGCGAGUUCAUCCCGCUGCAUCAGACCGACCUCAGCGUGGGCUUCGACACGGGCGACGACCGCCUCUUCCUCGUCUCGCCGCUCGUCAUCAGCCACGAGAUCGAUGCCGCCAGCCCCUUCUGGGAGGCGUCGCGCCGGGCCCUGGAGAGGGACGACUUCGAGAUCGUCGUCAUCCUCGAGGGCAUGGUGGAAGCCACGGGAAUGACGUGUCAAGCUCGGAGCUCCUACCUGGUGGACGAGGUGCUGUGGGGCCACCGCUUCACAUCAGUGCUGACCCUGGAGGACGGCUACUACGAGGUGGACUAUGCCAGCUUCCAUGAGACCUUUGAGGUGCCCACACCCUCCUGCAGUGCCCGAGAGCUGGCAGAGGCUGCAGCCCGCCUGGAUGCCCAUCUCUACUGGUCUAUCCCCAGCCGGCUGGAUGAGAAGGUGGAGGAGGAAGGCUCGGGGGAAGGGGCAGGGGAGGCAGCUGAGGCUGACAAAGAGCAGAACGGCUGCCUGCCACCUCCAGAGAGUGAGUCCAAGGUGUGACCCGUUUGCUCCAGACCCCUGUGGCAGACCAGGAGCCAGACACAGGUAGAUGGGAGCUGGCUAGCAGAGGUGGAGGGGGCAGGCAAGCUCCCUGGGAGUAUGCAGAUGUGGCAGAGACCCCCCUCAAAAGCUGGAGGGUGGGAUCCAAUACAGAACACAGAGAUCCUCAUGUGAGAAUGGAGGGCAGAGAGGGUAGACGUACCAAUCUGUGUUUGACCUCCACGUCUGCUCACAGGUGGAUAGGUGGACAGAGAGAUGGACUUAUGGGGGAAUAGAAGGUGGUGGCAGAUA
Molecule: messenger RNA, 1592 nt
Organism: Ochotona princeps (American pika)
Lineage: Eukaryota; Metazoa; Chordata; Mammalia; Lagomorpha; Ochotonidae
Gene: KCNJ9
Product: potassium inwardly rectifying channel subfamily J member 9
Exons: 3
Coding region: 120-1301 (393 amino acids)
Biological process (GO): regulation of monoatomic ion transmembrane transport; potassium ion import across plasma membrane
Cellular component (GO): plasma membrane
Molecular function (GO): G-protein activated inward rectifier potassium channel activity
Source: RefSeq, a predicted model, not a curated record